AUGCUCUCUAGCAGUGUGGGGGUGAUGCGAGCCAAAGAAUCCGGGAUUCGGAAAUAUGGUAAUUCGGGUGCAAUUUGUUCUCCUUUUUUGUUGCCAUACUCAGGGAGUAAGCGACAAAAGCGACGUAAAGAAUGUUACCACGAACAUCAACAGCAAGAACCACGUUAUUGGGAGGAUAAAGGUAGAGAGAAUUUAACAGGGGGGCAAAAACUACUUUCUCCAACGCCUCAUCGUGAAGAAUACCCCACGUUACCAAGUUCUUCUUUGGAGACUGUAUCACGUUUUUCUCUCCCUUAUGCAUCCGGGAAAAAAAUAGUCUCCAAGACGUCCCCAAACGCACUCUUGAAUAGUAUAGAGGAGUCAGAGGAUGCGGUCCAUCGUCUCAUAGAAGCUCUUUCGACUUCAUCUUGGUCUUCUAGCAAUGCAUCUGAAGAACUCUUAGAAAACGAGACUGCAUCGUAA
Molecule: messenger RNA, 462 nt
Organism: Trypanosoma theileri
Lineage: Eukaryota; Euglenozoa; Kinetoplastea; Trypanosomatida; Trypanosomatidae
Exons: 1
Coding region: 1-462 (153 amino acids)
Source: RefSeq, a predicted model, not a curated record